AUGCCUUCUGCAUCCACGCCCGCCCGGAAGCGAGCCAAGCUCGCCGAGGCAUCACUGGCCGAUGCAGAAGCCUCGGGCUCUGAAAGCCCCGCUCCACGCAGCCGGCGCAAGGCGGCAGCACAGGCGCUUGCAGGCAUCCAUGCUGCAUCCACUGCGCAAACACAAGACGAGGCGACCGACGAGAGCGCAUCGCCCCGACCUGCGACCCCUGUCAAGACGCCAGGCAGUGCAAGGCGCAAGGGCAGAGCGAAAGCAGACGACGACUACGACGACGCCGACGGAAGUGCAUCUUCCCGAAGUGCGAUGCCUGCCAAGACGCCGCGCAAGGGCAAAGCGAAAGCGAACGAAGACGACUAUGACGACUCUGCCGACGAUGCGGUCGAGGCGGGCGGCAAAGACCCCGACCUGGAGAUCUACAGCCAGCACGGCGCGCUGAGUACGCUGCUGCGGGCACAGCUCAAGACGAACCGCGCGCGCUCGCUGCGUCCGCUCUGGAUGCAGGGUGUUUAUCAGCCGCCGUUCUUCGGUGUACCCCCUCCGGAUCUCUCGUCGUCCGUGCACGAUGUAGACGGCGAUGCACAGCCGCAAGAAGUGCGCAGCCGCGAGGAUGCGCUGCCGUGGCCUCGCGACGGGCUAGCCAAGACCGCGCUCGACCCGCUCGCGUACCCGGUGAUCAAGAAGGGCCUCGUGAGCUUCUGGACGAGCCAGCCGGGCUGGGUGCCGCGCGAAGGCAUCUAUGACUGGGGCUGGUAUCCCGGCAAGGCGGUCGGGUAUGCGCAGAGCCAGGAGAGGGCCGAGUGGGCCGCACGCGCGCGCGAGCAACUCCGACGCGGUGCUGGCGCGACGGAUGAGGUGAGGCUGGGCGAGCGCGCAGGCUGGCCGUUCGUUCAGCCGUGGCUGGAUGUGCAGCGAGAGGUGCUGUCCAAAGAGGCGGCGGCGCGGUUUGUUCGCGACACGCACACGCCGCAGCGCGCACCGCUGCACCACCCAACGACCGUGAUGAAGCUCACGGUGCCCGAGCUGAGCAUGCGCACGCGACUCAAGCAGCCGCCCAAGGUCAAGACCGAGGCGGCGGACGACGACGACGACGACGUCGAAGACGGAAGCGUGCUGGAUGCGAAUCAGCAGCCGGUCGACGUGGCCGACGCAAAGUUCGGCGGGAUCGCCAAUCUGGGCUUCAAAGAGGCGGGGCCGGUGUGCGGCGAGGUGCUCGAGGUGUGCAUGGGAGCCGCGGGCCGCGAGACACCCGUGCGCAUCGAGAGCGGCACCGCACGCCGGCUCGAUGCGCUCGGCGUGGUGCCUGACGAGGGACAUGUGCUCAACGCUGGUGGACACGUGUAUGCGCUCGCGUGGGCGCCGGUUCCUGUGCACCUCAACUGCGGCCGCGAGUUCCUGGUCGUUUCCGCCUUUGCAGGCGCACCGCUCACGUACAUCGGCGACAAGCAGCCCGCGUGCGCAGCAAGUCUGCAGCUCUGGAGUGUGUCGCCCGACACCGAGCAGGCCAAGGGCAUAGCACGGUUCGAGAUGGUGCUGUGCCAUGAGGCGGGGGCUGCCUUUAAGCUCGCCUGGUGUCCGGUGGGGCACGACUAUUCGCACGGCGCGCACGGGGGCAGCAGGCUGGGGCUGUUGGCGGGCUGUUUCGCCGACGGCAGCGUGUCGGUGUUCAGCGUGCCGCAUCCCGACAGCUUUCAGCGCGGGGAGGGGCCGGUACAUGUGCGUCUGGAGCCGGUGCUGCGGCUCGAGCAUGCGCAGCAGGCGGCUACGAGCCUGGCAUGGGCGGGAGGCGAGCUUCUGGCGCUCGGCGGCGCGCGCGGGUGGAUUGGCGUGUGGAACGUGGGACGAAUCCUGCGUUGCUCCACGCGGCCCGGUAGGUGUAUGCCGGACUACGGCGUGCGUGCGCAUCGCUCAGCGGUGAUGGACAUGGCAUUUGUGCUGAUGCCGCCGGUGGAUGCCGACGGGCGCGCACAGACGGAUGGGCUGCCCAUGACGCUGUUUACGGUCGGGGCGGAUGGACGGACUGCGCUCGUGGAUCUUUGCCGCACGUCGGCGGUGGCACUGGAGCGAUCGCGCACCGUGCACCACGCAUGUGCCUGGGCGCCCUUCACGUCUUCUCUGGUGCACGAACACGCCGACGGGUCGGUGAACCACUACAGCAUGCGGCCCGAAGAGAUGCUGCGCUCGCGACUCGUCUCCAACACUCCUGCGCGCGUCACGUCACUGGCCGCAUCGACCUUGCACCCCGUCGUGGCGAUCGGGAGUGCACAUGGAGAAGUCAAGCUCGCCAACACGCUGCGCACACUGAGGCGCACAGUGCGCGUGCACACACCCGUGUACCAGAUGGUCCUUGACCGGUCGACGGGCAGACUCGUCGUGAGGCACCAUCUUGUGCCAGAGCUGGCUAAUGCCGCAGAGGGCAAGAAGUGGCAUAUCGCUCAGUGGCAUCCGUGUCUCGCCGUGACCGCGGUGCAGUGGAACCCCAAUAUCGGCCGCGCAGGGCUGCUCGCAUCAGGCACGGCGGUGGGCAUGGUUAAGAUCGAUUUCACAGCACCACCAAUGUGA
Molecule: messenger RNA, 2559 nt
Organism: Moesziomyces aphidis
Lineage: Eukaryota; Fungi; Basidiomycota; Ustilaginomycetes; Ustilaginales; Ustilaginaceae
Source: the annotation of a GenBank genome assembly